Molecule: messenger RNA, 1137 nt
Organism: Tarenaya hassleriana
Lineage: Eukaryota; Viridiplantae; Streptophyta; Magnoliopsida; Brassicales; Cleomaceae
Product: sugar transport protein 3-like
Exons: 2
Coding region: 1-1137 (378 amino acids)
Biological process (GO): transmembrane transport
Cellular component (GO): membrane
Molecular function (GO): carbohydrate transmembrane transporter activity
Source: RefSeq, a predicted model, not a curated record
AUGGAUUCGAAUUCUCCCCCAGUUUUUGAUGGAGAAAACUACCAGAUGUGGGCUGUGAAGAUGAAGGCAUACAUGAAGGGUGCAGAUCUGUGGGAAGUCAUCGAAGAAGACUACGAGGUGACUCCUUUAGGAGGGUUAACAGAUUUAGAGUUUCUGAAACAGAAGUUUCUAGUUGAAUUUGAGGGCUCACUCACCCACACCGAAGUGCCACUGAUCCUUGUCUCGGGUCAAACAAGAAUCUCCUCAGCCAUGGCUACUGUUCCCGCUUCCAUUCUCAUACUCGGUUCGCUCUUCUUGCCGGAGACUCCCAACAGCAUCAUCCAGAGAACCGGCGAUGUUUGCCACGCCGAGCUCGUGCUCCGCCGUGUUUGGGGAACCCCCGAUGUCGGAGACGAGCCCUCCGAUCUCGUCAGAGCUGGCUCUGAGAUCAAGACUGAUUACGCAGACAACCCGUUUGUGAAAAUGCUUCAGAGGAAGUACCGUCCUCAGCUUGUCAUGGCUUUAGCUAUACCCUUCUUCCAACAAGUCACCGGCAUCAACAUGAUCGCUUUCUAUGCUCCGAUUCUUUUCAGAACCAUCGGAUUCAGCGAGAGCGCGUCCCUGAGGUCGGUCGUGGUGACGGGAAUCGUGGGCAUGGCUUCGAUGUUCGUAUCGAUGCUCGUGGUGGAUAGAUUGGGCCCGAAAACUUUGUUCCUGGUCGGCGGGAUACAAAUGCUUGUGUCGCAAGUAAUGGUCGGAAUCAUCAUGAUAGCCGAGCUGCGUGGCCAGGGCUACGCCUAUGUUGUGCUUGUUCUAAUAUGCGUGUACGUGGCGGGUUUCGGGUGGUCAUGGGGUCCGCUCGGGUGGCUCGUCCCGAGCGAGAUCUUCCCGUUGGAGAUCAGAUCGGCGGCGCAGAGCGUGACGGUGGCGGUGAGCUUUGUGUUCACAUUCGUGGUGGCUCAGAGCUUCUUGGCGAUGCUUUGCCGGUCCGAGGCUGGGAUUUUCUUCUUUUAUGGAGGGUGGGUGGUGGUGAUGACGGCAGCCAUGCAGAUGUUUCUACCGGAGACCAAGAAUGUUCCGAUGGAGAAAGUCGCCGGAGUUUGGGAACAUCAUUGGUUUUGGAAGAGGUUUGUUAGGGCAAACGAUGAGAAAGCGUGA